Molecule: messenger RNA, 2542 nt
Organism: Oncorhynchus kisutch (coho salmon)
Lineage: Eukaryota; Metazoa; Chordata; Actinopteri; Salmoniformes; Salmonidae
Product: mucin-17-like
Exons: 6
Coding region: 182-2542 (786 amino acids)
Biological process (GO): positive regulation of p38MAPK cascade; positive regulation of cell-substrate adhesion
Source: RefSeq, a predicted model, not a curated record
CCUCCGUUUGCUCCAGAGCAGCUCUCGUUUGGCCAGAAGAAAACUGUAGCGGAUCUCAAUGGAUUUACUAUAUGAGAUCACACACCUAUCGGGAUAGCAUCCACAUUUACUACGGGUUCAUAAUGUUUCUGAAAGAACGACUACACUACAGAUAGAGGACGAGUGAAGACCCUUUUGAGGGAUGACCGACCUGGAGGCAUCGACAGUGGGGGAACCCCCUCCCCCGUAUAUGAUCUUCCUCCUGGUCUUCUUCUUCUUCAUCACUGGCCUCCUGGGCUUCCUGGUCUGCCACCUGCUGAAGAAGAAGGGCUACCGUUGCAGGACUGGGGAGGAGGAGGACGAUGAGGAGUGUGAGCAGAAACUGGGACCAGACAAGAAUGAUGAUGAAGAAGAGGAAAAUCAAGACACCGUUGAACAAAUCCUGAAGUGCAUCAUUGAAAAUGAAGCUAACAUGGAAGCCUUCAAGGAUAUGCUAGGAAAACAGGAUAUAUGUCAACAUCAUGAUCCUAGAUUACUGCGCAAAGAGAGCCUGGGGGGUAUUCCACCUCAUCACCACACAGUGCACUCUGGCGCCCAGCUCGACCAUAAGUCCUGCACACUCUGUGUGCAAGGGCGGUCCAAGAAGGCCCGCCGCCUGAGCCGUGUGCCUCGGACCAAUAAGCCCAGAACGCCAGGAGAGAGGAGAGAGUCCACUGUGUUCGCUGUGGGAAGGUUCCGAGUCACCCACAUGGACAAGAAGGAUCAGGGGUCUGGCGACCAGUUGGACCAAUCGGAGGCCCUGGAUAGUGAGAAGGCGGAUGAGGAGGACCCCCAGAGGAAGGAGGGGUACAACCUGCAGAGCAUGUUCAAAGACGUCAAAACAGAGACCACAAACGGUGUGGUGGCCACCGCGGCCAAGCGGAAGAAGAGUCUAGUUCUGUUCUCGCUGCGCAGAGGCAGUGAUCCAGUGGGGGUCAAAGUGUCACUGAGCCAGCCUGUGGUGGAAGAGGAACCCCUCUUCAAUGAUCCGUUGAAGACUGCUCCAGUGCAGACCUCCAGCCCUGUGAAGGCCCUGUCGUCCCAGCCCAGCAUGGGCUCUGCUGCACCUGACGACACUGAGAUGGCCCCUGUUAAGAUGUCCCCCACUAGGGUCACUUUUAUAGUGUCCCCCACAGAGGCUCCCGAACCGGUCUCUCCCAACACGAGUCCAGCAGGAGUUUCCCCCCUAACGCCCCCGGUACAAGAAUCCCCCAUCACCACCCCAGUACAAGUCACCCCUAUGACCCCUGAAAUAUUCCCCCUUACCCCAGGCUCCCCUACUAACCUAGCCCCUAGCCCCUUAAAUGUCUCCCCUGCCACUUCCCCUGUACAAGCCCACCCUACCCCUGUACAAGCCUCCCCUACCCCUGUACAAGCCUCCCCUACCCCUGUACAAGCCUCCCAUACCCCUACCCCGGUACAAGCCUCCCCUACCCCUGUACAAGCCUCCCCUACCCCUGUACAACCCUCCCCUACCCCGGUACAAGCCUCCCCUACCCCUGUACAAGCCUCCCCUACCCCUGUACAAGCCUCCCCUACCCCUACCCCUGUACAAGCCUCCCCUACCCCUGUACAAGCCUCCCCUACCCCUGCACAAGCCUCCCCUACCACUGCCCCCUUAAAUCUCUCCCCUGCCCUGUCCUCCAGAAUGGUGUCCCCCUCCCCUAACUCCUUAAAUCUCUCCCCUUCCCUGUCCUCUAGAAAAGUGUCCUCCAAUACUACUCCUUUAAAUCUCUCCCCCACCCCUACCCCCAUGCAAGUCUCCCCUGCCCUGUCCUCCAGAAAAGUGUCCUCCAAUACUACUCCUUUAAAUCUCUCCCCCACCCCUACCCCCAUGCAAGUCUCCCCUGCCCUGUCCUCCAGAAAAGUGUCCUCCAAUACUACUCCUUUAAAUCUCUCCCCCACCCCUACCCCCAUGCAAGUAUCUCCUGCCCUGUCCUCCAGAAAUGUCUCCCCUGCCCUGACCUCCAGAAAAGUCUCCCCUACCCCCUUAAUGGUGUCCCCUAUAGCUCCUCAUAGCAUUCUAAGUAAUACUACUACUUUAGUCAAGGUGGAACAAACCUCACCCUCCUCCUCUCCGUUCACGACCUCAGCCACAGCCACCAUGAAAGGGCCAGAACACAAGGCCGACAGCCUUGCUAGGUUUAAGGCCGACAAAGUCUCUCCCACUGUGGCCACUGUGAAAAUCUCCCCCACCGUGGACCACAUGAAAGUCUCCGCCACCAUGACUCCAACAAAAGUCUGCCCCUCCAGUGGAAGCCCUCUAGAGAACAAGCUGGAGUUGGGUAGUGUUGCCAUAGUCAACGCCAGUCCUGACAGUCAGAGGGAAGUCUCUGUGGUGUGUAUGGCUGAUGUGGUGAAGGGGGAGAAGGAGGACCCUGCUGUGGCCCAGAGCCCCCCAGAGGAGGAGAAGGAGGACGAGGUGGAGAUGGAGGACAUAAAGAACUGUCGGGUCAGCCAGGAGGAGGAGGGCGUGUCUCUGAAGGAGAAGAGGAGAUCAGUACACAGUCAGCACAAGUGGUGA